GCGCGGCUUUCCUAUUUUAGGCCGAGCACCGUGGUUACCCGAGGCAUACCACCCAGACGUAUCCUGCAACCAGAGCCAACCUGAGAAGCCAGCCAACAAGUGCCCAAGUGAGGUUGAAGAAGCGGAUCAAGGUCAAGGAGUUUUUAAUGGCGGAAGGCACGGCGGCGCACGGCUGGGCUGCCAGGGAUGCCUCCGGCCACCUCUCCCCUUUCAACUUCUCAAGGAGGGUCCCGAGAGACGGCGACGUGACGAUCAAGGUGCUCUUCUGCGGGCUCUGCCACACGGACCUCCACAUCAUCAAGAACGAAUGGGGCAACGCCAUGUACCCCGUCGUUCCCGGGCAUGAGAUCGUCGGCGUCGCCACGGGCGUCGGCCCCGGCGUCACCAAGUUCAAGUCCGGCGACACGGUGGGCGUGGGCUACUUCGUCGACUCGUGCCGCUCCUGCGAGAGCUGCGGCAAGGGGUUCGAGAGCUACUGCCCCCAGCUCGUUCCGACGUCCGGCGGCGUGGACUUGAUCGACGGCGCCGCCACCCAGGGCGGCUUCUCCGACGUCCUCGUCGUCAGCGAGCACUACGCGGUCCGGGUCCCGGAGAGCCUGCCCCCCGACGCGGCGGCGCCGCUGCUGUGCGCCGGCGUCACGGUGUUCAGCCCCAUGGUGCGGUUCGGCCUCAACGCGCCUGGCAAGCACCUGGGCGUCGUCGGGCUGGGCGGCCUGGGCCACCUGGGCGUCAAGUUCGGCAAGGCGUUCGGGAUGACGGUCACCGUCAUCAGCACGUCGCCGGCCAAGCGCGAGGAGGCUCUCGACCGCCUCGGCGCCGACGCCUUCCUGGUCAGCCGCGACCCCGAGCAGAUGAAGGCGGCGGCGAGCACGAUGGACGGCAUCAUCGACACGGUGUCGGCGGAGCACCCUGUCGCGCCGCUGCUGGAGCUGCUGAAGCCGAUGGGGCAGAUGGUGGUCGUUGGCUUGCCGGUCAAGCCUCUCGAGGUGCCCCCCUUCAGCCUCGUCGCCGGAGGGAAGCGCCUGGCCGGGAGCGCCGGCGGCGGCAUGGAGGAUUGCCAGGCGAUGCUGGACUUCGCGGGCGAGCACGGCAUCACCGCGGACAUCGAAGUCGUCGGGAUGGACUACGUCAACACGGCGAUCCAGCGCCUGGAGAGGAACGAUGUGAGGUACCGCUUCGUCGUCGACGUCGCCGGCAGCAAGCUGGGCGUCGCUGCUUAGUCGCCAGGAUUUGUAGUUCUGCUUAGUGGCAGAUUCAAAAAUUGAAUAUUGAAGGGGCUUAUUUUUCCUUCUCAGUCUUCUUCCUCCUCCCCUUUUUCUUUUUCCUCUACUGCCACUCCUGCCGACAUGUGAAGUUGUACGCACGUGAAUAAAUAAGGACAUAUAUUUGUUUUGGGUUCUCAA
This is a messenger RNA of Panicum virgatum (switchgrass), 1403 nucleotides long. RefSeq names its product probable cinnamyl alcohol dehydrogenase 8D. Bases 147 to 1220 code for a protein of 357 amino acids. The record is from RefSeq and is a predicted model, not a curated record. NCBI's taxonomy places the organism in Eukaryota, Viridiplantae, Streptophyta, Magnoliopsida, Poales, Poaceae. Gene Ontology annotation, molecular function: cinnamyl-alcohol dehydrogenase activity; zinc ion binding. Gene Ontology annotation, biological process: lignin biosynthetic process. The transcript has 4 exons.